Aspergillus aculeatinus CBS 121060 is the source of this 855-nucleotide messenger RNA. RefSeq lists its product as uncharacterized. Bases 206 to 637 code for a protein of 143 amino acids. The record is from RefSeq and is a predicted model, not a curated record. The transcript has a single exon. Lineage: Eukaryota; Fungi; Ascomycota; Eurotiomycetes; Eurotiales; Aspergillaceae.
GCCGCCGCUGUAGCUGGCAUCAGUGACGAGCGAGUCCUCGCACUGUUUACGAGCGGCUUUUUUGGUGGCUUCGUUUUUGCCCCGGAGUGGCUGCUGUUGACAGCUGCUGGGGGAAGAAUUCUACCCGUGGGGUAUACCGGUCCGUAUCUCCUGAGCCAAAGCGAGUGAUGGGAGAGCUCAUUAAGGAAAUGAUGACCCAGGCUUUAUGAGAGUGGGCCACACGGCUCAAACCCUCUGGCGGCGGGCGCAUGUCUCCGACUCACGCCUCCAUCCCGUGGGCACCUGCUUUUUCGGCACAUUCAUGAUUCUAGACAAGCACAUUGCAAUUGAGUCAGAAGUGGCCGAGCCCGGUCGGCGAGCUACUAGUUGGAUUGACUACGGCUUUGGGUCGGAUGAGUCCUCAUUCGCGGGCUGUCACCGAUUCCAAAUCACAAGAAUUGAAGGUAGUCGCGGGGAAGGCCCGAGCAAGACAGACCCAAGCGCCGAAAGCCAGGUGCAGAUUGGGCUCCAAUCGUUCCAGUGCAACCCGCAGACAAAUGUUCCUUUCGGCUCUGAAAUUCUGAAACAGUUCCAUUACCAGUACGCGAGGUUGCUCUUUGCCAAUGGAAUCCAAUCCGUGUUACUACGGGGAACCUGAGCACUCCCUCUGAUGACCGUAUUCAAUGCCUACGGCUGGUCCGAGGGACUUGUAAAUGACUAGGAGUUCAGCCUUCUUUAUCAUCGAGUGCAAUAGCCCACCCCACUCUAAUUGACGAUUACCCAGCAUCUUGGAGCUUCGUAUAGCUAAUCCUGAAAUCAUCCUAUCUUACUAUAAUUACACAAAGCUAUUUCACAAAGAACAUGAAUGAAAAAUCA